Molecule: messenger RNA, 2484 nt
Organism: Paramacrobiotus metropolitanus
Lineage: Eukaryota; Metazoa; Tardigrada; Eutardigrada; Parachela; Macrobiotidae
Exons: 5
Coding region: 135-2198 (687 amino acids)
Biological process (GO): transmembrane transport
Molecular function (GO): transmembrane transporter activity
Source: RefSeq, a predicted model, not a curated record
UUUACUAUGUACACAUCAACACAUCUUCCACGCGUUACGUCAUGGUAAUUCCAGUAUUUCACCACCCACGAUUUUCUUAAAAAUUCAUUUAAUCAAUUUAAAAUAUAACAACCGGAUAAUUGUGUAUAUAUAAAAUGGGAUUAAAAUGGACGGUGAUCGUGGCGGUAUGCCUGGGCGCCAUGAUGGACGAAUACCUGUACCAAAUCCCGGCAGCCUUAUCCGGGCAGUUCCGCAAUUCCACCGCCUGUCAGUCGGUGUACAAACUCCUCCAGGAGGGACGUCUCCGGAAGGGGAAAUUCGGCCGUCUGGAGACCGUCCCCAGUGAGCCGGUGACCCUCCUCCCGGUCCACCACACCGCCACCACCUCCACCGGCCGUACCCGCAAGCGUCACGACUACCGUCACCGCCCCACCACCGCGGAAUGGGGACAGUCCCGGGAUUUCCGGGCGGGAACGCCGGAGCGGGAAAAAUCCCGCCGGGAGACCCCGAAAUGGGAGGAAUUCCGAGAGACGACCGAAGACCCGGAAGAUAGGCGGGAGGAUUUUAAGGCCGCGUUUACUAAGCGGUAUCGUACCACGAGCACGACGCCGGCAGAGGAACAGGAGGGCGGAGAGUGGGCGGAGAUUAAGGAGUCGGAUUUGUUGGCUAUGGACCGGGAGAUUGAAGAGGCGGAUAAUGAUCCGUGCCUGCAUUUUGGACCGCUGCGGUAUAACCUGCUGUACGCGGUGCCCGCCCUAGCGACGGCGGUCACGGCGCCGUUUUAUCAGUGGGUGCUGCGGCGGUUUGGCACGGCGACGGUGUGCGUGGUGACGUAUGCGCUAUCGUUUAUGGCAGUGGUGGCAAUGGCUAUUGGCAGUCAACUUUCCAUUUCAAAAGCGCUGACCACGAUGCUGGUGGCUCGAGCUGUUCAAGGUAUCACGCGCGGUCUCAACUUCAGCGCCGCCCUGCGCAUUUUAUCCAAGACAUCGGUCCACUACGAGGAUUCCCUGUACAUCACCGGUCUGAUUCUCUUUUACGACAUCGGCGGAGCGUUGACCUUUUGGAUCACCGGCUCCCUGGGCAGUCGCAUCGGGCUGACCGCCACCCUGUGGGUGGACGUGGCGGUAGCUUGUAUUUCCUUCGUCCCGGCGAUUAUUCUCUGUGUAUCGCUCCGCCGCAAUGAGAAACGCGAUCAGAUGGCGGCGCUUGUGCAGACGGAGAUCUUCCAGGAUUCUCUCAACUGGCGCAAGGCACUUAGCCGACAGAAUGCUCCAGCGUCCUAUUGGUGGCUGAUCGGGUUCUCCGUGUUUUUCGUGGGGUGUAUACAGAUUUUUAUCGCGAACGCGCCUCAAAUGAUACAGGACUUGGGCUAUACUGAAAAUCAAGCCAGUUACGCCAUCGGCUUGAUUUAUUUCACCGGCUUCUUACUGCCGAUCUUUGCCUUCUUGGUGGAUUACUGGGACCGAAAAGAUCUGUGGAUCGCCGUCACCGCCGGACUCCUGCUGCUCGGCUUCUCCUUUAUGUACCUGCUGAAAUCCCUGUCGCUGUUAUGCUUCUUCAUGGGCACCGCCUUCGCCAUGCAGUACAUUCUCAUCCCAGCCUGCGUGGCCCGCAGCGUCCCCAACGCUAGCUUCAAGUCGGCCAUGGACUGCCUGAUGGCCGUGACGAAUGCCGGGAUCGCCGUGCUAACCGUGGGUACCGGCUCCGUCUUACAGAUAUUUUCCGGGUAUCUCCGCGAUGCUUGGGGCAAAUUCCUCCUGGUGGACACCACCAUGGCCAUUAUCGCCGCUAUCAUGGUCAUCAUGGUCCUACUAUUCGACAGCCGUCUGGGCGGCCGGAUGCGACAGCGCAAUCCUGAACACCCGCGCGCGCUGACCAUGAUGAACGACACCGUCGGCAAACUGAACUGUAUGGGCCACCGCGAGCCGCACCCCCCGCCGCCACCGCGCUCCGAACCGCCCAUCGCCAUCCGUCCACAACCGACCCGCCUGGUCCAACGCCCCGGUAUCCAGCCGGAGCACGCCCACAUUGUUGACCAUCCGCCGCCCCCGCCCAGCUACGACGCGGCCAUGCUGCCCAAAGAGGAAGAAAAGUUUGGGAUCCUGCGCAACCCAGCAGGGGGCCGGUCGUACGCCACCAUUGGACGACCGGGACGAGCGCUGUCGCAGUCGUCCCGGAGCGAUUCCACUUCCAGCCGCCGCUCGCAGUAUGGUAUAUAAUUUCUGAUAUUUCACGGACUGUCUAUUGUCAACUGUAUUCUUAAUUCAUAAACGCAGUCAUAUGCCACUCUGUCCUGUACAACAGAGGUUGAUUUUUGACACCUCUGAUUGUUUCGUCGACGUUGCGUUGUGUUUUGUGUUUUCCCGUUUUGCUGCUAUUGCACUAGCUCCAUCUGUCCAUCAUUUCAUUCGUACCGGAGCGCACCGAAGGUCCUUCUAAACGAAAAAUGUGUGUCAGUCUGUCGGUUACGGAAGUAAAGAUUGACGCCAUAUAAGAAAGUAAAAA